Diversispora eburnea is the source of this 203-nucleotide messenger RNA. The record is from the annotation of a GenBank genome assembly. NCBI's taxonomy places the organism in Eukaryota, Fungi, Glomeromycota, Glomeromycetes, Diversisporales, Diversisporaceae.
UAGUGACUUUAGCACGUAAAAGAAAAGAAUACAAAGAUAUUGUUCACAAGCUUAUUCUAGGGUUGGAUCAAACUAUAUGGAAAAAAUCCGCUCUUGCUGGAAAUGUUGAUUCAAAAGAAGCAUUUAAUCUGAAGGCUACUGAAAAAGGAUAUUCUCUUGCACGAUGUUUUUAUGCAAAUGGUUAUGAAAUAAUGAUCGAGUGA